Molecule: messenger RNA, 14040 nt
Organism: Patiria miniata (bat star)
Lineage: Eukaryota; Metazoa; Echinodermata; Asteroidea; Valvatida; Asterinidae
Product: mucin-19-like
Exons: 57
Coding region: 187-11940 (3917 amino acids)
Molecular function (GO): calcium ion binding
Source: RefSeq, a predicted model, not a curated record
GCCGCACCCCUGUCCCUGGCGCUUACCAAAAGUUGCCGUCAGCCUCCAUUCUCGUUCAGACCGGCCUGCCAGCGUUGGUGGAUCGAACCGUGGACGACUUUUCUCCCGGAUAGUCCGUCUUUGCGCCCGAGGCCGUCUGGUUUAUUACCGUUGUUUUGAGCUCUUUGGAUCUUGCCGCAUCUUGAGAUGGCGGCUACUGGCUACCUGUCCGUGGCGGCUGUGCUGCUGACGGUGGCUUGCAUGACUAAACCAGCUCUCUCGCAAGAUGUGGUGCCACCUCAACUAUUUGGCUGUUCUGUCGUGGAUAUAGCAGGAACACCUGUGUCCACCACAGCACAGACUUCAACUGGUACCUGGCAAACACCCAGUGGCUUCAAUCUUCAGCCCGGACAAAGUUUUACCACCCCAUUUGAGACAGCCAACAUCUAUGGUCAGUUGUCAGGGACCACGCCAUUCAAUUAUGGCUUCACUACCGUUGGUUAUCGGUUUGUUGAUAACCCUCCAACAAGUCCUCCGCAAAACAACGCAUACUGCACCUUCUUUGUGAGGGUUGGAGUCAACAACGAUGGUACCAUACCAACAGUGCUCAACUGCCCAGGGAGCAUCACUCAGCCUAUAGCAUCCAGCCAGACUACCGCAGCGGUGAGCUGGACUGAGCCAACAGCCACAGACAAUAACGGUGUAGUGCGACGUUCCUGGCGGUCACAUGCCCCCAACACUGCCUUUCCUGUUGGAACUACCCAGGUUACUUAUCAGUGGAUCGACCCAAGCAAUGCCAACUCACAAGCUCAGUGCAUGUUCACAGUGACUGUUUCCACUACAGGAACGGAUGGUGUGGUGCCUUCUUUGACCUGCCCUGCUGAUGUGGUUGCUAGUGCAGGUGGCAUUGCCACCUGGACUCCACCAACACCAACUGAUGCUUCAGGGAUCGUCUCCACCACCUCAACUUUAACCCCAGGAUCAGUAGUCCAGGAGGGUUUCACCACUGUCACCUACAAUACUGUUGAUGGUACUGGCAACCGAGCCUCCUGUUCUUUCAUAGUGCGAAGAAUACCAAGUGACCAGUAUUCACCGGUCAUCACAAGCUGUCCAACAAAUAUCGACCAGACAGUGACCAGUGGCACCAGUGGUUUUGUGACAUGGACAGAACCAACAGCUUACGAUGACGGUGGGCAUGUGCGGCUUGUCAUGCAGACUCACUCUCCCAACACUGCUUUCCCUGUUGGCACAACACCAGUGGAAUACCGCUUCCAAGAUACAAGAGAGCAGGUUGCUAGAUGUGUCUUCACGGUUGUAAUCACUGUUACAGGUGGUGACACCACUCCACCAACAUUUACUAACUGUCCCACAACAUCGCAGGUCUUCACAAUCACUAGUGGGUCAACGGCGUUUGUAAGUUGGGCUGUACCACAAGCAACAGACAACCAAGGCACACCCACUGUGACACAGAUUCAAGGGGUUUCUCCUGGCACUAACUUGGCUGCUGGACAAUACACCAUCCGGUACCAAGCCCAAGAUGCAGCUGGCAACAACGCAUUCUGCAUGUUCACCGUCUUGGUUCAACAAGGUGGUGACACCACUCCACCAACAUUUACUAACUGUCCCACAACAUCGCAGGUCUUCACAAUCACUAGUGGGUCAACGGCGUUUGUAAGUUGGGCUGUACCACAAGCAACAGACAACCAAGGCACACCCACUGUGACACAGAUUCAAGGGGUUUCUCCUGGCACUAACUUGGCUGCUGGACAAUACACCAUCCGGUACCAAGCCCAAGAUGCAGCUGGCAACAACGCAUUCUGCAUGUUCACUGUCUUGGUUCAACAAGCCGCUAUCUUUGAAAUUACGUGCCGUGCUAGCUUAGACAUCAUAACAUCAACUGCUCAAACGAUUCAGCUUGAACAACCAUUAGUGUCGGGCAACACAGGAGCAGUGACAUUUGUAUAUACUGCGAUAUCUGGAGGAACCACUGUGCCAGUUACAAACAAUAUGGUCACAGUUGGCUCGCCUUCUUCAACCAAUGUUUUUAUUGUCGGGACUGAUACGCAAAGUGGGAGGACAGACUCUUGUUCCUAUACUAUAACAGUCGGCGCAGGAGAUACUACGCCCCCUUCAAUUUUCUGCCCAACUGUUGCUGAUGUGACGGUUAGCACAGGAAAUAAUAAUGGAGCAACAGUUACCUGGGCAACGCCUCAGGCAUCUGAUAACUCUGGUACUCCAACUGUUGCACUUUUUCCACCUACCCAGAGUGGACCAGGUUCUUUUUUCGUGUUUGGAAGCUACACAAUUACCUACCGAGCCACCGAUGCAGUAGGCCUCACGGCAGAUUGUUCUGUCACUUUCUCUGUUGUUGACCGUGUUAAUCCAGUUCCAAACUGUCCAGCUAACAUAAUGCAGGCUAUCGGAGUAAACCAGAAUAUAGUAACAUGGCCAACCCCAUCUGGCAGUGAUAACUCCCAAGUGACUCCUACAAUCGCACGGACUUCAGGACCACCUUCAGGAUCUACGUUUACACCUGGAACAACGACAACAAUAGUCUAUACUGCAACUGAUCAGGCAGGAAAUAGUGGAACGUGUUCAUUCACUGUACAAAUCACCGGAGAUACUACUCCCCCUUCAAUUUUCUGCCCAACUGUUGCUGAUGUGACGGUUAGCACAGGAAAUAAUAAUGGAGCAACAGUUAACUGGGCAACUCCUCCGGCCUUCGAUGACAUUGGUACUCCAACUGUUGCACUUUUUCCACCUACCCAAAAUGGACCUGGUUCUUUUUUUGUAUUUGGAAGCUACACAAUUACCUACCGAGCCACUAAUGCAGCAGGCCUCACGACAGAUUGCUCUGUCACCUUCUCUGUUGUUGACCGUGUUAAUCCAGUUCCAAACUGUCCAGCUAACAUAAUGCAGGCUAUUGGAGUAAACCAGAAUAUAGUAACAUGGCCAACCCCAUCUGGCAGUGAUAACUCCCAAGUGACUCCUACAAUCGCACGGACUUCAGGACCACCUUCAGGAUCUACGUUUACACCUGGAACAACGACAACAAUAGUCUAUACUGCAACUGAUCAGGCAGGAAAUAGUGGAACGUGUUCAUUCACUGUACAAAUCACCGGAGAUACUACUCCCCCUUCAAUUUUCUGCCCAACUGUUGCUGACGUGACGGUUAGCACAGGAAAUAAUAAUGGAGCAACAGUUAACUGGGCAACUCCUCCGGCCUUCGAUGACAUUGGUACUCCAACUGUUGCACUUUUUCCACCCACCCAAAAUGGACCUGGUUCUUUUUUUGUAUUUGGAAGCUACACAAUUACCUACCGAGCCACUAAUGCAGCAGGCCUCACGACAGAUUGCUCUGUCACCUUCUCUGUUGUUGACCGUGUUAAUCCAGUUCCAAACUGUCCAGCUAACAUAAUGCAGGCUAUUGGAGUAAACCAGAAUAUAGUAACAUGGCCAACCCCAUCUGGCAGUGAUAACUCCCAAGUGACUCCUACAAUCGCACGGACUUCAGGACCACCUUCAGGAUCUACGUUUACACCUGGAACAACGACAACAAUAGUCUAUACUGCAACUGAUCAGGCAGGAAAUAGUGGAACGUGUUCAUUCACUGUACAAAUCACCGGAGAUACUACCCCCCCUUCAAUUUUCUGCCCAACUGUUGCUGACGUGACGGUUAGCACAGGAAAUAAUAAUGGAGCAACAGUUAACUGGGCAACUCCUCCGGCCUUCGAUGACAUUGGUACUCCAACUGUUGCACUUUUUCCACCUACCCAAAAUGGACCUGGUUCUUUUUUUGUAUUUGGAAGCUACACAAUUACCUACCGAGCCACUAAUGCAGCAGGCCUCACGACAGAUUGCUCUGUCACCUUCUCUGUUGUUGACCGUGUUAAUCCAGUUCCAAACUGUCCAGCUAACAUAAUGCAGGCUAUCGGAGUAAACCAGAAUAUAGUAACAUGGCCAACCCCAUCUGGCAGUGAUAACUCCCAAGUGACUCCAACAAUCGCACAGACUUCAGGACCAACUUCAGGAUCUACGUUUACACCUGGAACAACGACAACAAUAGUCUAUACUGCAACUGAUCAGGCAGGAAAUAGUGGAACGUGUUCAUUCACUGUACAAAUCACCGGAGAUACAACCCCCCCUUCAAUUUUCUGCCCAACUGUUGCUGAUGUGACGGUUAGCACAGGAAAUGAUAAUGGAGCAACAGUUAACUGGGCAACUCCUCCGGCAUUCGAUGAUUUUGGUACUCCAACUGUUGCACUUUUUCCACCCACCCAAAAUGGACCUGGUUCUUUUUUUGUAUUUGGAAGCUACACAAUUACCUACCGAGCCACUAAUGCAGCAGGCCUCACGACAGAUUGCUCUGUCACCUUCUCUGUUGUUGACCGGGUUAAUCCAGUUCCAAACUGUCCAGCUAACAUAAUGCAGGCUAUCGGAGUAAACCAGAAUAUAGUAACAUGGCCAACCCCAUCUGGCAGUGAUAACUCCCAAGUGACUCCAACAAUCGCACAGACUUCAGGACCAACUUCAGGAUCUACGUUUACACCUGGAACAACGACAACAAUAGUCUAUACUGCAACUGAUCAGGCAGGAAAUAGUGGAACGUGUUCAUUCACUGUACAAAUCACCGGAGAUACUACCCCCCCUUCAAUUUUCUGCCCAACUGUUGCUGAUGUGACGGUUAGCACAGGAAAUGAUAAUGGAGCAACAGUUAACUGGGCAACUCCUCCGGCAUUCGAUGAUUUUGGUACUCCAACUGUUGCACUUUUUCCAAAUACCCAAAAUGGACCUGGUUCUUUUUUUGUAUUUGGAAGCUACACAAUUACCUACCGAGCCACUAAUGCAGCAGGCCUCACGACAGAUUGCUCUGUCACCUUCUCUGUUGUUGACCGGGUUAAUCCAGUUCCAAACUGUCCAGCUAACAUAAUGCAGGCUAUCGGAGUAAACCAGAAUAUAGUAACAUGGCCAACCCCAUCUGGCAGUGAUAACUCCCAAGUGACUCCAACAAUCACACAAACUUCAGGACCAACUUCUGGAUCUACGUUUACACCUGGAACAACGACAACAAUAGUCUAUACUGCAACUGAUCAGGCAGGAAAUAGUGGAACGUGUUCAUUCACUGUACAAAUCACCGGAGAUACUACCCCCCCUCAGAUUUUCUGCCCAACUGUUGCUGAUGUGUUGGUUAGCACAGGAACUGAUAAUGGAGCAACAGUUAACUGGGCAACUCCUCAGGCAUUCGAUGAUUUUGGUACUCCAACUGUGGCACUUUUUCCAAAUACCCAAAAUGGACCUGGUUCUUUUUUCGUAUUUGGAAGCUACGCAAUUACCUACCGAGCCACUAAUGCAGCAGGCCUCACGGCAGAUUGUGAUGUCACUUUCUCUGUUGUCGACCGUGUGCCGCCUGUAAUAACCUGUCCCAUCAACGUUCAACAGGAGGCCGGCAUUAACGGGAACAGAGUAGUAUGGACACCAGCAACUGCUACGGAUAACACCUUACUGACUCCAACAGUCACAAAAGUUCAAGGACCAGAUUCGGGAUCAGUAUUUACACCUGGCACAACGACAGUAAUUGUUUACACUGCAACUGACGUGAAUGGAAAUUCUGCGUCUUGUACAUUCAGCGUAGAAAUCACCAAUGAUGUCACUUCUCCGACCAUCACCUGUCCAGUUGUUCCAGAUGUAGUCAUCAAUACAGGGACUGCUGAUGGAGCAACGGUCAACUGGGCAACUCCUUCUGCCUUUGACAACAAUGGUGUUCCGACUGUUGCCCUCUUUCCUCCUGGCCAAAGUGGACCGGGUACCUUUUUCCGGUUUGGAUCAUACAGCAUUACCUACCGAGCCACUGAUCAAGCUGGCAACAUUGCAGAUUGUACUAUCACUUUCGCCGUCGUUGAUAGGGUGCCACCAGUGUUUGUUUGCCCAACUACUCCAGUCACGGAAACCAUACCUGUUGGAUCCAACCAAGUCGUUAUUCAGUUCCCCACCCCAACGGCAACAGACAAUUCAGGAUUUCCUCCUACUGUGAGGCUUCAGGAUGGAAGCCAGGGCCCUGGACAGCCUUACGGGCCGGGAACGUUUACUGUCACGUACGUAGCUACGGAUGGUGCUGGCAAUGAGGCCUUGUGCAGUUUCCCUGUGACUGUUCAGCCAGGAGUUGAUAUCACGCCCCCUGUGGUGACCGUCUGCCCUGCCAAUAUUGUGAGAACUGUGGAGCUUGGCUCUGGGGACACAGUACAGGUAACCUGGGAUCUGCCCACAGCUACUGACGACUCCGGUUCGCCAGUUAAUGUUGUGCUUCAAACAGGAUUGGCACCAGGCAGCUCCUUCAGUGCAGGGGUAUAUGAAAUAGUCUACCGAAUUUCAGACAAUUCUGGAAAUUUCGUCAAUUGUGAAUUCUGUGUCGUCGUAAACACUGUUGAUCGAAUGAAUCCGUCAAUAACGUGCCCGGCUGACAUCACCCGAACCGUGGAGCUUGGCACUGCAAGCGGGUCGCUCGUCUCUUGGCAGCAGCCUACUGUAGGAGAUUCCUCUGGCGGGCCAGUUUUUGUCACCCUGCUUACGGACAGACCCUCUGGCUCAUAUUUCCCCGCGGGAGCACCCAUCGUCGUCAGUUACCAGGCUGCAGAUGUGACCGGCAACACAGAUACCUGCUCCUUCACUGUCACUGUCACCGUUGUGGAUACCACUGCACCCGUCUUCACCUACUGUCCUAGCACCAUCCAGUACUCUGUGCUGGACUUUCCCGCUGAGGGGAUCUUGGUGAGCUGGGCAGAGCCGCAGUUCUACGAUGCCUCUAACUCAGCGACCAUCUCCGACCGGACCCCAGCAGCGGGCACGCGCUUCACAAACCCGUCCACACAGGUAUCCUACACAGUGCGAGACGCAGGGGGACGCACGGCUGUCUGCAGUUUCCAAGUCAACAUCUUCGUCCAGAACCCAUGUACUGUUUCACCAUGUCAGAAUGGAGGCAACUGCGUUCCCACUGGGCGUGGUACUAACGACUACAAUUGCGUGUGUCCACCAUGCUUCUCUGGCCAGAAUUGUCAACUGGGUGUGAAUCCGUGUGCUAAUAACAUGUGUGCAUCCGGCAGUGUAUGCGUUCCCGUUGCUGGUUCCUGUGUUGACUACACUUGCCAGUGCAGCACUUGCAACUAUGGACGUUUCUGUGACCAGCAGGUGGAUGCCUGUGCAAAUCACAAGUGUGAGAACGGCGGAGUGUGCAGCGCUUUUGGGUCAUCAUGCCUCCAGUACUCCUGCGCCUGCUCAGGCUGCUUCCGUGGAGCUACCUGCAACGAAGUCUUCAACCCGUGCAGUGCUUCCCCUUGUCAGAACAGCGGCGUUUGCAGUGCCGUCCAGAACUCUUGCACAGCCUAUUCCUGUCGAUGCCUUGGCUGCUUUACUGGCUACAACUGUCAGUUAGCUGUUCCAAGCCUUUGCCUUCCGAAUCCCUGUCAGAAUAACGGAGUAUGUAUGCUGAGGGCCAACACCUGCUAUGACUACGUGUGUCAGUGUUCAUCAGGAUUUACAGGGCUACACUGUGAAGCGAUCAUUAUGAGGUCCAAUCCUUGUAACAGCUUCCCGUGCCUGAAUGGCGCUGACUGCAUCAACAUGGACGGUGACUUUGCCUAUACCUGCAAAUGUCAAUCAGGCUACACAGGCAUCAACUGUGGGGUAUCUAUAUCUGAUGUUGGUGCUGCCUCAGCCUGUGCGUCCAAUCCAUGCCAAUCCGGUUCCACCUGCUCCAAUAGCUACCACAGUUCCAGCCCUCAGAUCUACCAAGCUCAAUACGUUUGCAACUGCAAUACUUUCCUGACUGGUAUGAACUGCAACACUCCCACAACCAAUGCACCAACAAUGAACGUGUGUGGCUCCCUCCCCCGACCUUGUGCUAAUGGUGGGACGUGCAACAACAUCUACAACAGCUAUCUGCAGUCGGUGGAUUACUGGUGCAGAUGCCAGCCAUCAUUUUUCGGACAACACUGCGAAAUACCAUAUGCCAAUCCAUGUGUUCCCAACCCUUGCCUGAACGGUGGAACGUGCUCUUCAAGUGACCGCAGCUUCACAUGCCAAUGUGCUGCUGGUUUCAGCGGCAAUCUCUGCGAAACUCAAGCUGGAGACACGACGCCGCCCCAAGUCUUCAACUGUCCCAGCGAUUUUGCUUUUGAUGCCGGCUCCCAAUCAGUUGUCAACGUUCCGUGGACUGAGCCGCAGGUGUUUGGCGGAACCUUGUUCUACCAGACGCACACUCCCAAUUCUACGCCCUUCCAAACCGGAACCUCCACCCGUGUUAUCUACGUCUUCGCUGACGCUGCUGGAAAUUUGGCCAAAUGCUCCUUCAAUGUUUUGGUUACUGGAAGCGCAGUCACAGAUAAUUCGAUGCCGAGCAUCACCUGUCCAAACGCUCCCACCGCUAUUAUCAGUGGAGACGCUACCACUGUCCGGGUGACAUGGUCUCCCCCAAUAGCAUCCGACAACCAAGGGCCGCCUCUGGUGUCGAGCGACCGUCUGUCUGGCUCACCGUUCCCAGAGGGUAUGACUCCAGUGACCUACACAGCCACAGACUAUUCUGGCAACCGGGCAACCUGUACCUUCCAGGUCACUGUUACAAGACAAGGAGGUUUCACCGUGCAGUGCCCAAAUCCAGUCAGUAUACCUGCUGAUGCUGGCCAAGACUGUACCACAUACACCCUGCCCAACCCCACCUACUCCAAUAACGUGGGCGCUGUUACACUGGGCUAUCGGCUCAUUGGCGGAAGUGCCACUGGGCAAAAUUUCUACACCACCCUGCCCUUCUCCGGCAGCUUUAGGUACAGGGCAGUGGACUCCAACGGAAACGUGGCCGAGUGUACAUUUGUCCUGAGCAUUACUCCAGGCGUUGAUCCAUGCUCACCAAAUCCAUGUCAGAAUGGAGGACAAUGUUCAGUCGCUGUUAAUACGUUCAGCUGCCAGUGCCCUACUGGAUUCACCGGAACUACUUGUGAAAAUCCUACUGGUGGUUUCCAAAUCACCUGUCAGCCUCAAGUAAGUGUUUCUGGCACACCCAACUCACCUGUCAACGUUAAUAUACCGGAACCAACGGCAUUUGGCAACACAGGACAAGUAUUCUACACUUUCGUCGCUAAUAAUGUUCAAAUAAGCAACCCAAGAGCAUACCAAGUGACUGCUCCGGCAAGUGGUCAGUUUACUGUGCCUGUCAGCGUUACGGCUUUUGAUUCUGGUACAAACCAACAACGGACCUGCCAAAUUAACAUUGUAGUCACAGCGGCUGGUGUCACCCCAUGUGCCAUCAAUCCAUGUCAGAAUGGCGGUACCUGCAACGUCAAUGGAAAUACUUUCUCAUGUACCUGUGCUGGAGGAUUCAGUGGGACUACAUGCACUAUUCCCCCGACUGGGUUCCAAAUCACAUGCCAGGCUCCGGUUUCUGUGUCUGGCACCCCCGGCUCAACUGUCACUGUUCAAUUACCUGAACCAACGGCAACCGGGAACACGGGGACAGUAACAUUCUUCUUCUUCGCUGAUGGUGUCCAAGUAAACAGCCCGAUGAUGUAUCAAGCGUCUGUUCCAGCAAGUGGUCAGACCACUGUGAAUCUUCAAAUCUACGGUGUAGAUUCUGCAACAUCACAAACAACGAACUGCAUGACACAGGUUAUAGUUACAGGUGGCGGUGUCUCCCCAUGUGCGAGCGGCCCUUGCUUGAAUGGCGGUACCUGUAACGUGCAGGGUCAAGCGUGGACCUGCACCUGUCCCACUGGCUUCUCUGGAAGCAACUGCCAGCUGGAUCCCUGUUCCGUGGCUCCAUGUUUGAACGGUGGGGUCUGCUCAGUGAAUGGGAACACCUUCAGCUGUGCAUGCCAGAAUGGAUUCACGGGGGAUAUAUGUCAGACUGCCCCUGGUGGUUUCCAAAUCACAUGUCAGCCUCAAGUAAGUGUUUCUGGCACACCCAACUCACCUGUCAGCGUUAAUAUACCGCAACCAACGGCAUCUGGCAACACAGGACAAGUAUUCUACACUUACCGCGUUAAUAAUGUUCAAAUCAGCAACCCAAGAGCAUACCAAGUGACUGCUCCGGCAAGUGGUCAGUCCACUGUGCCUGUCAGCGUUACGGCUUUUGAAGCUGGUACAAAUCAACAACGGACCUGCCAAAUUAACAUUGUAGUCACAGCGAGUGGUGUCAACCCAUGUGCCAUCAAUCCAUGUCAGAAUGGCGGUACCUGCAACGUCAAUGGAAAUACUUUCUCAUGUAUCUGUGCUGGAGGAUUCAGUGGGAGUACAUGUACUAUUCCCCCGACUGGUUUCCAAAUCACAUGCCAGGCUCCGGUUACUGUGUCUGGCACCCCCGGCUCAACCAUCACUGUUCAGUUACCUGAACCAACGGCAACCGGGAACACGGGGACAGUAGCAUUCUUCUUCUUCGCUGACGGUGCCCAAGUAAACAGCCCGAUGAUGUAUCAAGCGUCUGUUCCAGCAUUUGCUGGUCAGUCCAAUACUGUGAGUGUUCUCAUCUACGGUAGAGAUUCUGUAACAGGAACAACGAGGGACUGCAUGACAGACGUUAUAGUCACAGCGAGUGGGAGUACCAACCCAUGUACCAUCAAUCCAUGUCAGAAUGGCGGUACCUGCAGCGUCAAUGGAAAUACUUUCUCGUGUACCUGUGCCGCAGGAUUCAGUGGGACUACAUGCACUAUUCCCACGACUGGUUUCCAAAUCACAUGUCAGCCUCAAGUAAGUGUUUCUGGCACAGCCGGCUCAACUGUCAACGUUAAUAUACCGGAACCAACGGCAUCUGGCAACACAGGACAAGUAUUCUACAAUUACCGCGUUAAUAAUGUUAUAAUAAGCAACCCAAGAGCAUACCAAGUGACUGCUCCAGCAAGUGGUCAGUCCACUGUGCCUGUCAGCGUUACGGCUUUUGAUGGUGGUUCAAGUCAACAACGGACCUGCCAAAUUAACAUUGUGGUCACAGCGGCUGGUGUCAACCCAUGUGCCAUCAAUCCAUGUCAGAAUGGCGGUACCUGCAACGUCAAUGGAAAUACUUUCUCAUGUACCUGUGCUGCAGGAUUCAGUGGCAGUACAUGUACUCAAAUCACAAGUUUCCAAAUCACAUGUCAGCCUCAAGUAAGUGUUUCUGGCACACCCGGCUCAGCUGUCAGCGUUAAUAUACCGGAACCAACCGCAUCUGGCAACACACAACAAGUAUUCUACACUUACGUCGCUAAUAAUGUUCAAAUAAGCACCCCAAGAUCAUACCAAGUGAUUGUUCCGGCAAGUGGUCAGUCCACUGUGCCUGUCAGCGUUACGGCUUUUCAAUCUGGUACAACCCAACAACGGACCUGCCAAAUUAACAUUGUAGUCACAGCUGUUGCCGGAGGCCCUUGCAACCCUUCUCCGUGCCAGAAUGGAGGUACCUGUAAUGUCGUGGGAACAUCAUUCAUGUGCACCUGUACAUCAGCUUGGGUUGAAUCUAUAUGUGCCACUCCCAAUCCAUGUAAUUCCAAUCCCUGCCCGGCAGUUGAUAUGGAGUGCUACUACGCUCAAAACUCGUACGUCUGUGGUCCGGCUCAAACAGGCCGUCGUAGAAGGGAUGCUGCAGAAGGGGAUGUAUCACUGUGCGACCAGUACCCUUGUUUCAACAACGGCACUUGCGUCUCCGGCGUGGAUGAGGAGAUUGGAGACUACAUGCGCUGUGAUUGUGCCCCUGGUUGGGUUGGACCCAGCUGUGAACAAGAACAAGUGGAGCUGGACCAGCCAGACCGCCCGUCCUGGAUGAUUCAACAGCCCCCAGAUUGGAUGGACCACUCCCCGGCCCGAUGGGGCAAGGAGAAACUGGGCAUGCAUUGGAUGAUGGUGGGCGUCAUUGCCAUCUUAGCCCUGGUAGUGGUGCUGAUGGCCUGCGCGUUCAUGCGCCUCACGCCCCGCAAACGGAGCCGCUUUGACGGCGUCAAGCUGAUUCACUAGGCUUGACAAGCAUGUUGGUUACAAUGCCUUACACAAUUACUACAAUUGGAUCGACCGAGGCAACUUGGUCAUUCGUGAUUAACUUUCAAUACCUCCAUCUACAUGUAUAUUGACAAUGUUUGCACAUUUUAUAACCAAAUAAAAAAAGCUACUCAGAUGAUUUCGUUUGAUAUUUGUAAGGAUCGGAAAUGUGUUAGAAAAAAACAAACAAACAAACAUGUCAGGCUGCUUUUGUUUUAAAUGCAAUCCUGCAAGUGCUAGAUUGUAAGGACUCAAUUAACACAAACAAGAGGGGCCUCUUCACAUGAACGCCUUUAUCUUUAUUUCACUACAGCAAGUCUUAAGACAGCUUGUUACAUGUAUUCAACAUAAACAAUCAUGAAUUCAAGUUUUCUGGAUCUGGAUGAUUAUACUUUAUAGACAAAACGGCUACCCGCAUCAUAUCAGAUGAGUGGGAUUUACAGAAAAUAUUAGCAAAUGAUGACAACUCAAGUUUCAAGUGUGGUUUUAUUCCACUCAACUUCACGGUAACAUUUUCGAUAAUAAUUAAGGAUAUUUUGGCAUGUAAUGUGUGAGUGGUACCUAGAAGCAGUAGCACAGUUCAUGUUCUUGAAGAUAAUGGUUUAAAACAAAAUCAUUUGAAAGAACAGUCGAGCGUGGUCGCUUUUAUUAGAUUAUUGUACACAUGUAGUGGCUUGCAGUCAAUUUUAUUUGAAUGUAUUUUGUUCCUAUUUUUUUGCAUAUAUUGGUAUGUUGGAUUUUGAAACAACUCGUAAUGUUUUUAUGAUAUAUUUGAGGAAAAAAUAUUAAUUUUAGUCUUAGAACAGGAUAACUGUGUGUGAAUAGAUUUAGUUGGAAUUUUUUUUUUAAUGGAAUGUUUUUGAGUUAUACAAAAUUUGUUAUAUUGAAAGUUCUAUACGGUAAACGUGCGAAAUCAAAUUAAAAAUUUGUAGAUUAGUGAACUUGAGUUUGUGCAGUUUGCACUGAUCUCAUGAUGUGAAAUGGACGAUACUUUCUCGUAAGUGACUCCUUGCUAAAGAAGUUAAGUUGGUAUUCAGUUCACCCAAGUUAAUCAAGUUCUCCAAAGUAUUCCCAUCUCCUUAAGCACCAAAAAAAUUAGUGAUGAUGAAAAUUACAUUCACGGAGAACUCUCACACUAGACGUACGCCUUGAACGGUAAGAGUGCCCAUUCAAAUCAGUAUGUAGUAAACCCUAUGUAUUCACUUGGGUAGCCAGAUUGGGGAGCUUUAGUCAAACCCGACUGGGAAAUAAAAAAAUCAAUUAUUUUGUGAACAAAAUAUAGAUCACCUCUUCACAACAAACUUAUGUGACUCCAUACAUCGUGAUGAUUGAUAACAGACACGCAAGACUCUACGUACUCUGUUUAUUUUUUAAAUAAGUGUUUGCAUUUUUAUGGUGUAGGGUUAUGGCUUAAAUUUUAAAUGGAUAUAUUCAUAAUCUUUGACUAUUAUAAUCACGUGUUUAUUUCAUUUUGGUACUACAUGUAUGAUUACUUUAUGCAGAUUUUAAUUGUUAUCAAAGGGCAAUUUAGCAACUGAUACAAAGUAUAUUUUUUUCAAAGGCUAAUUAAAGAAUUUGGUAGAAACAACCUGUAAAUGUACAAUGUACAUUAAGAGAGAAUCCUUUGUCUUUCCCAGUGUCAUUUUGUAAGUAGAAGAAACAGGAUAGAAUACGCUUAUACAAUUACAAUGUAGUACAUUUAAUAGCCAACGUUUGGUUUUAGGUAUACACAUGUACAUGUAUUAUCACCUAUAAUAAUGUAGUGUGCAGGCUUGGUAUUAAAGGAAAUGUAAUAGUGAAGUUGUAUUCGUCAUCACUCUUUCUUUGUGUUGUGUCAAAUACUAAGAAAACCAUGGAAAUGUACAUGAAUAUUCAUUCUGAUAUAUAUAUAUACAAACUGCAUACAAAUUCCUCACUCAAAUUCAAAACAUACUAUCAUCAGUGCCAUAUUUUACAAAAGCAAGCAAGCACACCUCUUGGCGAAUGUUUUGCAGCAACGUUAUUCCCUUUAAACAGAUCAAGAAAAAGAUCUCCAAUAACACAUUCUUUCUUUUUUUUGGUUUGAAAAAAAAAAAAAAA